CAAACUCACUUCACCAACAACAUAGUUCCAACGGAACCGCGGAUAUUCUAAACCACGUAUGCUAUCACCUACAUACGAUGUCUACCGCAGAAACCCCACCUCCGAUCACAAGCUUCGAUGGAUUCUCCGCCCCUGGUCAGAUGAAAUUUUUUCCUGAGUCGAGCUUCUUUAAAGAGAGACGCGCGUCCACACUUCCUACGCCAGCUGAGGUCAGAGCCCGCAACAAGGAAUUUGGUAAUAUCCGUGCUUCAAGCUUCGACCGCCCACCACCCGUCACAUUCCCGUCGCUAGGAUUGCUUGUCAAGUACGGUGGCAAUGUCGCAAUUCUCGAAGCUGAGACUCAGAUGAUGGUGCAUGAGCGACUGCAAGGCAAAGUCCCCGUGCCUGAGAUCUUUGGCUGGGCCGAAGAUGAUGGGCAGCGGUUUAUUUACAUGUCCUUGAUAGAGGGCGUAACAUUGCAAGAAGUAUGGUGUGAUAUGAAUGAAGACGAGAGGCAUGUGAUUUGUGGAGAACUCAAAGAAAUGGUGAGGGUGUUGCGAGCUUUGGAGCAAGACAGUCAUGAUCGAUUUGUUGGUAAGUGGAUUAUCGCGAGUUAAGUCAAAGUACCCACUUACCGACCACCCCCCCAUUCCAACCACAUGAAUCAUGAUGCCAUCACAACAACUACCACUUUAUUAAUUAACUAUUAACUACCUCUUGAAGCCACAAUAAUGCAACUUUUAGCCUUACUAGAUAAUUCUAAUGCGCUAGAUUCAUCUAGCUUACUUUUAGUAUCACUAG
Molecule: messenger RNA, 780 nt
Organism: Colletotrichum navitas
Lineage: Eukaryota; Fungi; Ascomycota; Sordariomycetes; Glomerellales; Glomerellaceae
Product: phosphotransferase family protein
Exons: 1
Coding region: 78-596 (172 amino acids)
Source: RefSeq, a predicted model, not a curated record